Molecule: messenger RNA, 2645 nt
Organism: Andrographis paniculata
Lineage: Eukaryota; Viridiplantae; Streptophyta; Magnoliopsida; Lamiales; Acanthaceae
Exons: 3
Coding region: 144-2645 (833 amino acids)
Source: RefSeq, a predicted model, not a curated record
UCAGAAUCAGAUCAUGCAUUUUGUUUUCACUUCUGCUCCAACUGAAGUUUCCACUGUCCGAAUGGAAGAGAAAUGACCAUCAGUCUUAGUAGUCCAUAUGAUUGUCUUUUUUAAUCGUUUGGAUAUUCAUCCGGUGGGCUUAGAUGGCCAUGGAUGCAAAGGAGAUACAUUCAGAUCUUAAUUCACUUAAAAGAUUAUAUGGACUUAUCAAAAGUGGAUCAUCAAACUCUGAAAGCGAAUCACCACUAGAUCAACAUUCGCGGUCUCUGCUCAAGAAUCUCCUGGAUGCUGCUACCAAAAGGGUCCUCAAGAUGGUCGCAGGGGAGGCAUCGGAACCAGCUUCUCCUGCUGAGUCAUCCAAGGAACAACAACCUACCCCACCACUACAAAAUACGUUGAUACCUGCAUAUUUUAGUGGAAGUAUUCAGAAAGAGCAAGAUGGUUCCAACACAGACAGAAUCAGAAUGCCUAAAUUGAGUGUUCCUUCCUGGAAGGACGAGUCUUUUGCUCCACAACAAUCUCAGGCUGGUCCUAGUGCUAUGGAGCAACCACUUAAACGUGCCAUGUCUGGUGGGCACGAAUACAGGAGACGUUGCAGGGUUUGCCAAAGUAACACUGUAAAACAACCUGAAACCAAGGAGGGGGUGCACUUUUACAGCUCAAACAGCUUUUCUGAUCAUUAUGUUUCUAACGGAAACCAGAAUGAAUCCAUAAGUAAAAAGGGUAGCAAAGCUUUGGAAAGGAACUGGAGUAGUAAUGCAUACAGGGGUUUCCCAGCUGAUAUGAUUGCUACUGAUUUUUCCGAAGCACCUUAUAAGGAAGCUGUAAGCAAACCACAAGAAGUAGAUAUUCUAUCAAAACAAGCUUCCAAGGCAAUUGAGCAAAUUGAGCUGGGUAUCUCCACAUUCCAUCCAGGAGAUAAUCCCCAGCAUCCAUUUGAAGGGAGAUAUGUUCAACCUCAAAAUUGUUUUCUUAAAGCAAAGUCAAAAAGCCCUGCUCCCCAAACCCAACAUGGCGAUGUUCCAAAGCUCAGUAUGACCCAAAAUGAGGAGAGAUAUAUAGGCCAAAGUACUUGGCAGCACGAUAUUUCAAGACAAAGGGUUGAGUCAUCUUUUGGCGGAACACUGCAUCAAGCAUCUCGUGUUGCAGUAGAGGAAAUACAGGCACCAUAUUUAUCUACGGGUCAAACUUCCAAUCUAGUUCAGCCAACAAGAGCAAUGUGGGAACAAUCCGUCAGGAGUAAUUUGAUCAGAGACAAACAUCCAGGCAGGGGAACUGAAGUGUCUGAGACCAGGGAGUUAGUUGAAGAAAAGAAGUUGCAAGAAAACUUUGGGGCCCAGAAUGUCAAGGCUAUUAUGGACAACAUUGAAUUAGGAAACUGGAUCAUGGGCUAUAAUGACCUCGUACAGAGUCAGAUCCAUGUUGUUCCAAAUUUCGCUGUUGCAGUUAACUCAAAUUCAACAUCCUAUAUGAAUGGUAAGGACCUAGCCAAUCAUCCUUCUAUUUUAGGGAAUAGAAAUCUGUAUCAAAGCCAUAUAGGAAAAGAGAAUGAUACCAAUAGGUACAGACUAUUCCAUAUGCCAUUGGGCAGUAUUGUGAGUUUGAAAGAAACCGAAGAAGACAGAGAGUUUGUUGAUCCUAAUCUCAAUAUCGCUUCAACUUCUGGGGCUAGCUGCAAAGCCUGCCCAUCAAAGAUGAUCAGUUCCCGACACCAAGGUCAUUAUAAGCAUCAGCAAAACUCUGGAGAGUUAUGCAAAGAUAGGAUCUCAAGGGACAGAAACUAUAAGACUGGAACAAACUUAGCAUUGCCAUACCGAGAGUCAGAUGUAACAACUGACUCAUAUCCAGACAGCCUUUAUAGUGCCACUGAUAAUGAAGAGUGUUCGCUACCAGAUAAUAGUAUAGAGACUGAAUAUACAACAUCAAGAACCAGUAGUGAAACCGAGACCAGAAGCUUGUACACAAGUUAUACAGGUGACAGUGAGAAUCAGAGCUACUACUCAUCCACCUGUAGUGGUGCGGGGCUUGAAGUAAGUUCCAGUAGGAGUAGCAGGAGAGAGGAAUGCUCCUCGAAAGAUGGAUCAAUCAAUCGAUAUGCAAGAGCCAGACACAAGUCCAUGCACUCUACAUCAAAGAGGUCUGGCCAUGGCCAGACUCGCAAAUCAUCUAACUUUGUGGGCAGUAAGAAACAAAGGGGAAUAUGGAAGCAGAUAAAAGACAAACUGGCAGUUAUUUUUCAUCACCAUCACCACCACCACCACCAUCAUCACCAUGAUCUUGGUAAUAGCAGGACAAUGAUGAACCACAAUGCAUCUUUACAGAAGAAGAGAGGGAAAGAAGUGAGAGCUGAAAGAGCUGUGGAGAAAACGAACAAAUCACUAAUAGUUGACAAAUAUAAAAGUUCACAUUUCCGUGGGCUUAUGGGAGGUUUGUUCAGGCAUGUUCGACAGUCAAGAAAGUUCAAACAAGGAAAAGAAAUCCCUGUUCAGAUGGCUAAAAGGCAGUAUAACAGCAGGAAGAAGACUUUAAAGAAGCCAACCAAAUUGCUGCAGCGUCAUAAAGAAGCUAAGUUGCCAGACAAAUCCCAUAUGAAUCUUGUAUUGGGUAAAAAGAAAACCGCUAAAGCUCUUCCCAAUUUGAUGUGA